Durio zibethinus is the source of this 1073-nucleotide messenger RNA. RefSeq lists its product as uncharacterized. Gene Ontology annotation, cellular component: cell periphery. The record is from RefSeq and is a predicted model, not a curated record. NCBI's taxonomy places the organism in Eukaryota, Viridiplantae, Streptophyta, Magnoliopsida, Malvales, Malvaceae.
UAGAAAAAAUAUGGGGUUUGCAACAGCAGCUAAAGCUAGUUGGCUCCUGCAGCUUUCACUGCUCUUAGUGAGCAGUUUCAUGGUGUCUGCUCAAAUUUUGCCCGAGGCUUUGCCUCCUCAUUACCAUGGAGUUUCACCUGUAGUGGCACCUAGUCACCCACCAAGAAGCCACCAUCACCACCACCACCCUCACCCUCACCCCCACCAUCAUCCACCCACCCCCUCACCCACUAAACCUCCAAUCCAUCCACCUGUUUACCCCCCACAUAAAGCCCCGACUCUUGCACCAGUUCAUCCACCACCCAAGCCUCCAGUUCACCCUCCACCCAAGCCACCAGUUCAUCCUCCAACUAAGCCACCAACUCAUCCCCCGGCUAAGCCACCAGUGCACCCACCAACUUACCCACCAUCGCAUCCUCCGGCUAAGCCACCAAGUUACCCAAAGCCUUCAAGGAGCUUUGUUGCAGUUCAGGGCGUUGUUUUCUGCAAGUCAUGCAAGUACGCCGGAGUCGACACCCUCUUGGGAGCUAAACCAAUAUUUGGUGCCACUGUAAAGCUAACAUGCAAGAACACCAAAUACAAGCUUGUGGUCCAAGCCAAAACUGACAAGAACGGCUAUUUCUUCCUGCAAGCACCAAAGACCGUCACCAGCUUUGGAGCCCACAAAUGCACGGUAUCCCUCGUAUCAUCACCAUUGGCUUCCUGCAGCAAGCCAUCCAAUCUCCACGGUGGAUUGAAGGGCGCCACAUUGAGGCCAGAGAAGCCAUUUAUUGCAAACAAGCUCCCAUUUAUUCUCUACACCGUUGGGCCAUUGGCUUUCGAACCCAAAUGUUACUAGAAUCCCACUGUUGAGCUCUCACUCGUUUGCUUCUUUUCCAUUGUUAUCUUAUGUGUGACCACUAUUUGAAAGUUCCCUAGCUUGUUGUAAUGGCAUUUUGUUCAGUGUGUUGCUUUGGGUGACAAUAUAUAUGGUAAUAGAUUAGUGAAGAAUAAUCAAACCAAUUGCCUUUUAACGUCUGCUACUCAUUUUUACAUCUAACAAUUAUUCAAACUUUUUCUUGAUGUCCCGAGGA